Messenger RNA from Punctularia strigosozonata HHB-11173 SS5, 1569 nucleotides. Its product is annotated as 3-deoxy-7-phosphoheptulonate synthase. Gene Ontology annotation, biological process: aromatic amino acid biosynthetic process. Gene Ontology annotation, cellular component: cytoplasm. The transcript has 12 exons. The record is from RefSeq and is a predicted model, not a curated record. Lineage: Eukaryota; Fungi; Basidiomycota; Agaricomycetes; Corticiales; Punctulariaceae. Gene Ontology annotation, molecular function: 3-deoxy-7-phosphoheptulonate synthase activity. Bases 222 to 1409 code for a protein of 395 amino acids.
ACAGCCACGUCAGCGAUACGUGGAUGACGUCUUAUUUUCUGUGAGAUAAGCACGUGCGAUGACUCGAAUCUGCAGUAAAGAACUGCAGAUCUCCAUCUCUUCUUCCAGCCGGCCCAGCGAGCAAACCGGACGUCGCCCUCAACGGCCAUCAACUGAUUCCGACGACCCGCAACAGAGGCGGUUGUACCCGAUCGUCGCGGCCAGACCCAAAAGGACAUAAAAUGGCGUCAACCAUCGCCCCGGGGAAUGAGACGCCCUACCCCGAGCUAGAGCAUAUUGACCUGGAGAAGAUGGAGCAGUACCUUCAGGAUCGCAGGGUCUCUGGUUACGAUCCCUUGAUUCAACCGUCCCUCCUCCGCCAUGAGCUGCCUACGAAAUCCGACGCGCAGAAAACAAUAGUUCUCGCGCGCUAUGCAGCGGCACAGAUCAUCGCCGGCAAGGAUGAUCGGAUUCUAGUGAUCGUGGGCCCUUGUUCGAUCCACUCGACAGAGCAGGCCAUCGAAUACGCGAACCUUCUCAAAGCCAAAAUCCCCGACUGGCCAAACCUACUCAUCGUCAUGAGGGCCUAUUUUGAAAAACCGCGUACGACGGUUGGAUGGAAGGGUCUCAUCAACGAUCCCGACAUUGACGGCUCCUUCCAGAUUAACAAAGGACUUCGGAGGGCGAGAAGUCUUCUGAUCUCGCUCACACAGAUGGGCGUACCUGUCGGCUGCGAACUGUUGGAUACCAUUAGCCCACAAUUCAUCAGCGACCUUGUGAGCUGGGGUGCGAUAGGUGCACGUACCACCGAAAGCCAGUUGCAUCGCGAGUUGGCGUCUGGCGUCUCCUUCCCGAUUGGGUUCAAAAACGGCACUGACGGUAGCGUCACAAUUGCCGUCGACGCGAUGCGUGCAUCGUCUCAUCCCCACGCUUUCAUGGGCGUCACUGAACAGGGCCUGGCCGCCAUCGUCAAGACGAAAGGCAACAAGGACGUGCAUGUGAUCCUGCGAGGCGCGAACAAGGGUCCGAAUUAUCAUGAGGAGGAUGUGCGCGCUGCCGUGGCUGCCAUCGAGAAGGCGCGGCCAGGGCAUCAUCCUGGCAUCAUGAUUGACUGCAGUCAUGGCAACUCGCAGAAAAACCACCUCAAUCAGCCGCGCGUGCUCGAUUCAAUCUGCGACCAGUUACGUUCGGGUUCGCCGUAUUCGAAGAGUAUCGUCGGCGUGAUGAUCGAGAGCCAUAUCAACGGUGGAAGGCAAGACGUGCCGGCCGAAGGUCCCUCCGGUCUCAAGCACGGUGUAUCUAUCACCGAUGCUUGCGUUGACUGGCCUAUGACGGUGGUCAUGCUUGACAAACUUAACCAGGCUGUCGGCGCGAGGCGCGCUGCGCUGGUGAGCGCGGGUUUGAAAGUAAAUGGCGUUAACGGUGCAUGAAGGCCGCCAUCGCGAUGGCGUUGAUCAUAAAAGGGCAAAGCUCAGUACCGCAAUGCCCCCUGUCACGUUCCUGUCGAUGUAUACACACGUUAUCUACCUCUGGAUAAUACCGUUUACUACCAUGCCAAAGAAAGCUCUGCAGGCGUUACAUGACCUACAG